Molecule: messenger RNA, 1573 nt
Organism: Daktulosphaira vitifoliae (grape phylloxera)
Lineage: Eukaryota; Metazoa; Arthropoda; Insecta; Hemiptera; Phylloxeridae
Product: developmentally-regulated GTP-binding protein 2
Exons: 7
Coding region: 166-1257 (363 amino acids)
Biological process (GO): cytoplasmic translation
Cellular component (GO): cytoplasm
Molecular function (GO): GTPase activity; GTP binding
Source: RefSeq, a predicted model, not a curated record
UAAAAAACUCAUAAGGUUAGGUUGUUGAAAUUACUAGUAAAACAGAACAUUAAAAAUUACUAAUAUUAAGAAGAAAAUAAUAAAUAGUUUUUUUUAGUAGAAUUUGUUAGAUUAAAGCCAUAUUAACUGUAUUUAAAAUUGAUUUGUUAAUGAAACCAUUUAAAUAUGGGGAUUCUUGAAAAAAUAGCGGAAAUUGAAAGGGAAAUAUCUAGAACUCAAAAAAACAAAGCUACUGAGUAUCAUUUAGGAUUAUUGAAAGCUAAACUUGCCAAGUAUAGAGCUCAAUUGUUAGAGCCAUCAAAAAAGCAAGAAAAAGGUGAAGGUUUUGAUGUCUUGAAAUCUGGAGAUGCAAGAGUUGCAUUAAUAGGUUUUCCAUCAGUUGGUAAAUCAACUCUUUUAAGUACAUUAACUCAUACAGAGAGUGAAGCAGCUUCUUAUGAAUUUACUACUUUAACAUGUAUUCCUGGUGUAAUAGAAUAUAAGGAUGCAAAUAUUCAAUUAUUAGAUUUACCUGGUAUUAUUGAAGGUGCAUCUCAGGGAAAAGGACGAGGAAGACAAGUUAUAGCAGUUGCACGCACUGCUGAUUUAGUGUUAAUGAUGCUGGAUGCAACCAAACAGGAUAUUCAACGACAACUUUUAGAGAAAGAACUUGAAAGUGUUGGAAUUAGAUUAAAUAAACAAAAGCCUAAUAUUUAUUUUAAGAUUAAAAAAGGGGGAGGGUUAGCAUUCAAUGCUACUUGUCCUUUAACUAGGAUUGACGAAAAACUAGUUCAAGUUAUCUUACAUGAAUACAAAAUAUUUAAUGCUGAAGUAUUAUUUCGAGAAGAUUGUACACCAGAUGAACUAAUAGAUGUUAUAUCAGCCAACCGAGUAUAUUUGCCUUGCAUUUAUGUUUAUAAUAAGAUCGAUCAAAUAUCUAUUGAAGAGGUUGAUAGAAUUGCUAGACAACCAAAUAGUGUUGUAGUGAGCUGCAAUAUGAAAUUAAAUCUUGAUUACUUAUUAGAAGUUUUAUGGCAGUACUUAUCAUUGAUUCGGGUUUAUACAAAGAAACCUGGUCAACCUCCAGACUUUGAUGAUUGUUUAAUUCUUAGAAAAGGAGUAAGUGUUGAACAUGUGUGUCAUUCAAUUCAUCGUACUUUAGCAGAACAGUUUAAAUAUGCUCUUGUUUGGGGCACAAGCACUAAAUACUCUCCACAGAGAGUGGGUUUGCAACAUAUUAUGCAUGAUGAAGAUGUAAUACAAGUGGUUAAAAAAUAAAAUUAAUUUAAAAUAUAUAUACAGUAUCUUUUUGUUACAAUAUUUACAUUUAAUUACCAUUAAUAUUAUGUAAUACAUUACACAUUACAAUAUUACACAUAAAAUUAAAAAAAUUAAAAUUUAUGAUGAUGCAAUUUGCCGCAGUGGUCCGUCUAAAUAUGUUGAUAAAGCUGUGAUUUUUUCUUUAAGCAAACCAAAUUCAACUGAUCGAUUAGCAUAUAAGCAUAGUAAAAUAUUAGCUACUUGUUUGAUAGCUACUCUGCCUUCCUAAAAUAAAUUUUUUAAAUAAUACUAGAUAAAAAAAUAUAAACUUUAA